AGAGAAACGUCGAGAGCCGACAGGCGAUAUGAUCAAUACUUCACAAGCUCAGUCAGAAGCCCUGUGCCAUCAGCUGAGUCGGUAUACCUCAUAACGGCCUGGACAGGACAGGUUAUAGUGCAUGCCUCGCGCUGUUCACUGUUGACACAUAGAGUAGUGACACGGCCGUGGGGAUGAAGGAUGUACCCGUGGGGGUGGAGACGACAUGCUGUCUGACUCCCAGGGCUAUCCCACUGUGAUAUAUCAACAUGACUAUCCCAUCAAUAUACAGUUCACUGACUCAAGCCAACCGCCUCUGAAAGAAGGAUGUGCCUAAAUACGGAAGCGCAGUUAAGGAUGAUGGAUGAUUUGAUUGGAUGAAAUUAUGCACGCGCUUGCCAAACUUCCACAGCGACUGAGGCCUAAGCGACAAGCAAGCAGAAGGCUCGUUGCCCCGGAAACUUCAAAACGAGGGUUCUCGUCCAAAUAUGGCGCUACCUCAAGUUCCAUUCCACUGCGCAUGUUCACUUGUACCGGAAAUGCGGAUAGGGAUGGACAGGAAGGGGAAGAAUAUUUUAAAGCGGACGAUUCAGAUGUUGUGUCGACGUCAUUUGACGAGGUUGUGGACUUUGUUCCUGAUACAUCCGGGUCAGUCAGCCAAAAAGUGUACCAACGUGCAUGCGCACGGCUGCAGCUCAUUCCGUCCAAACACGUAUACAGUCGCCUGGAACAGACGGAAAUCCUCCUUCCAAACUGUUUUCUAGGUCAUACAGAGGUCAAGGCUCUCGCUAUUGCUCUUGUGCAAAAUAACACCGUCCAUACGCUUGAUCUCCAUGGCAACGAGAUUGGAAUCGCUGGGCUGAAGUAUGUUGUUGAAAUGUUGCAAGAGAACAGAUCUAUUAUAGACCUGAAUCUAUCGUUCACUGCCUUAAGAGACGGUGGCGCAGAAAUUAUCGCCAACUCUCUUGUCCGAAACACGUCCAUUGUUAAGCUCAACAUAUCGGGUAACGAUUUCCAAGAGAAUGAUGCGUACUUCAUCAGUGAGAUGGUUCAGAAAUCCAAGACACUUCGGGAACUUAACCUCAGCCACAACUGUUUCCGGGAAAAUGGAGGAAUUUUCAUUGGCAAAGCCAUCGCUGUGAAUGGUUCUUUGAAGAGUCUGGACCUUAGCUGGAACCAUCUCCGUUUGAAAGGAGCGGUGGCAAUAUGUCAGGGACUACAGGCCAAUACAGGCCUAACCCGGCUCUUUCUGUCCUGGAAUGGGUUUGGAAUGGAGGGAAGUCAGGAGAUGUCUAAAGCUCUGGUCAAGAACAAGACCCUGGUGGAACUGGACCUCGAAGCCAACAGGAUCAACAUCUGUGCCUUCCGCCUUCUGCUCAACGGACUGCUAAAGAACAACACUCUCAAAGUCCUUAAGAUUGGAAUCAACCCGUUGACAACAGAGGGCGCUAUGAGUAUUCUCAAAGCAAUAUCUGAAGAUGACGCCACAGCCCUCAUUGACCUUGACCUUUCCGAGGUUGCUGUAGGAGAAGACUUCACCGAUCUCCUGGAUGAAGUCCAGACCAAGCGGCCACUCCGGGUCAAAUAUGGCGUAGCCAUGCGUCACGAGGACUUCAAGCGCAAUGGCAAAGCCGUCGUCCUUGACACUGAUGAUCCGUCCAGCAUCCUCUUCGACUACAUGCGCAGAAAGAACCUCCGUCUCAUAGACUUGCUGCAUAGUCUUGAUAAGGACAAGAGCUACACACUGGAUAGAGAGGAACUGAGAAACGGACUACUGAACGACGGCAUCCCCCUCAGCUCCCGCUCCAUGGACAUCAUGAUGGAGAAGCUGGACAGGAACACCGACGGCUUCGUCGACUACGAGGAGCUUGCUCUUGGCUUGAGGGACUACAUGCGGAAGAUUACAAAGCGGAAGAAGAAAGAAAGUCAGUCUGCGCCAAUCAAAAGCCAGAUCGAGCAUCUCAAGGAAGCUAUACGCAUGCGCAUUGAGAAUAGCAGGCAGCAGGACUCUUCAAGAGAAUGGAGGAUAUAACUGAUAACCUAUUCCGGAUCUGACCUAUAACCUUUGUUCUACGGUUGUGAAUGUGACAUUUACCAAAAGCGUUGCCGAAAAGCGGAAUAUAAAAUUGCGACAACAUCCUUUACACUUGAACUAACAAUGGCUUCAUACUGUACAAAUAUAUUUGUGGAAUAUUCAAUAUAUGUAUAUAUGCUGAUCAAUGCUAAAGGAUAUGUUUGUCGCAACACAUUUUACUGUGAUAUAUUCUAUAUAUUCCAAUACAAGGCUUCAAGUACACAAUAGGUAUUGUAUAUGUAAAAUAUGUAUUUUUCGCAUUAUUUCUAUAUGCAACCAAAUAUGUCGACAAUGGUGCGUCAGUUUUUGAUACACCAAUAUGCACAAUUUAAUAUAUCGGAGUGUGUAGCAUCUAGCCUAUCUACUGUCUAUAUGUACGCCAGAACACUCGGAGUUGUAUCAACAACAUAAAAUGUCAUCAAAACAUAUAGUUUUUCUUUAUAGUUGUGUUCAUGUCCAUUGGUUUCAUUAAUAACACAUUAUUCCAUAAUGAUAACUAAAAUAUUUUUAUUA
Molecule: messenger RNA, 2566 nt
Organism: Haliotis rubra (blacklip abalone)
Lineage: Eukaryota; Metazoa; Mollusca; Gastropoda; Lepetellida; Haliotidae
Product: leucine-rich repeat-containing protein 74A-like
Exons: 14
Coding region: 365-2011 (548 amino acids)
Molecular function (GO): calcium ion binding; protein binding
Source: RefSeq, a predicted model, not a curated record